Molecule: messenger RNA, 813 nt
Organism: Ambispora leptoticha
Lineage: Eukaryota; Fungi; Glomeromycota; Glomeromycetes; Archaeosporales; Ambisporaceae
Source: the annotation of a GenBank genome assembly
AUGGCGUCACGCGCUGCGAUUCUUCCUAAAUUAAGUAUCUUCAAAAUUGCAAUUGAUGGACCUGCUGCCUCUGGAAAAAGUACAACAUCAAGAUAUGUCGCGCAUCGAUUAGGAUUCAUGCAUAUUGAUUCGGGGGCUAUGUAUCGAGCGAUAACAUUGAAGGCACUUCGCCAAAACAUAAAAUUCGAAUCUCAUAAUGGAAUAUCACACAUAAUCAAUCUAGCACAUAACUCAAGCAUUCAAUUCGCCACCACCAAACCAAUUGGAAGCUCUGGGGGCGACAACGCGCCACAAACCAUGGUCUAUUUAGAUGACGAAGAUGUUUCCGCUGAUAUCCGAACAAUGGACGUAACACGUAAUGUGUCAUUCGUCGCCGCUAUCCCGGAGAUACGGAAAGUCAUGCUCGCCAAACAAAGGGGAUACGCAAAUUCCACGAAUAUUGACGGGGUGGUGAUGGAUGGACGUGAUAUUGGAACUGUAGUGCUUCCCGACGCCCAAUUGAAAAUAUUUCUGACGGCUAAUGCUAAUGUACGAGCGAUGCGACGAUACGAACAAUUGAAACUGAAAGAUAAAAAGGUUGUAUUUGAAGAAAUAUUACGUGAUUUAGAGAAAAGAGAUAAGGCAGAUUUGGAGAGAAAAGUUUCGCCAUUAAGAAAGGCGAUUGAUGCUGUUGUAUUAGAUACAACAACGUUGACCUUGAAUGAAAUUGUUGGAAAAAUUAUAGAAAUGACUAAUAAGCUGAGAAAUAACGCCGCACAAUUAUCAGAAGUUAAUUCACAAUUGAAUGAACUAACAAAACGGACGGAAAUAUAA